GUAAUAGCCUAGCAUGUAUCUGCUACCUUUAUAUAUAUUACCUUGUAUCUUGACAUUUGUAUUCUCAUGACCUGUAAUAAAGAGACAUUGAUUCACGCACAACAACGUUACAUGGUGUCAGAAAAAAGUUACUGAAUAUUCUUUAAAUAUUCGUGAAUCCGGUGCGAUCGUUAGUGGAAAUAUCUGGCAAAGUGCAGAGAAUGCACAUCGUGUGCCUAUUUAUGUUCCUAACGCUGUUAUUUGGCGUCUAGGCGAGGUCUAUUACGGUUUAGAUAGGAAGUCAAAAUCGAGUUCUACCGGCUUCCGAUAAAGUGGCGUCGGCUGCAGGCUUGAAGCCACCUAAGCCGAUCGUGUUGGGAGACAACAUGGCCGCCCAAUGGAAGAAUUGGGUUCGGCAAUAUUCUUGGUUCGCCACAGCAACGCAGCUGUCGGAAAAGUCGGACGAGGUGCAAGCGGCAACAUUUUUGAGUGCGAUAGGAGAAGAUUGUGUACGAAUUUACGACACGUUUGGCUUACGCCCAGAAGAAGAAAAUGACGUUGACGUGAUAAAAGCUAAGUUUGAUGAAUAUUUCACUCCCAAAUCUUGCAUAACCUUCGAACGAUAUAAUUUCAAUCAAAUCGUUCAGCGGGAGGAUGAACAGUUUGACAGUUUCGUCACUAGAGUGAAAGAGCAGGCCAAAAAAUGCUCAUUUAGUGUGCUUAAUGAUUCUCUUGUUAAAGAUCGAAUCAUAAUCGGGGUAAAAUAUACUAGUCUAGUGCCACAGUUACUGAACGAUGAUUUAACGCUGCAGAAGACAAUAGAGUUGUGCCGUAAUUUCGAAUUAACAACCAUUCAAACCAAAGCGUUGGCAGGAGAAGCAAAAGUGGACGCAGUGAAUUCGUCAAUGAAGAAACAUAUUAGUGGUCGAUACGAAGAGCGAGAAGUGUUUCAAUGCAAAAAGUGCGGAAGGAAACACGUGAAGCGAUCCUGUCCUGCCUUUGGUAAAAUAUGUCGAAAAUGUGGAGUGUCAAACCAUUUCGCCGCUAUGUGUAAAUCCAAGAAUGUCGUACACGCCGUUGGAGUAUCAGAGGAGAAUGAAACGGAGUCCGAUGAUGACUCAGAAGAACUGUUCAUUGGUACAGUGGAAAGCACAAGAAAUGAGAGUGACUGGUUUGAGGUAGUGAAAGUACACAACAAAAAGUUCUCGGUGAAGCUUGACUCGGGUGCCCACUGUAAUGUGGUACCAUUGUGGUUGGUAAAGCAGCUGGGAAUCGGUCUGCAUCAAUCGAAAACGAAAUGGCUGGUUUCGUUCUCAAAUCAUCGAAUGAAAGUGCUUGGAGAAAUCUACCCGGUGUGCCGCAUUAAGAACAGAGACUGCAACAUCACGUUCAAAGUGGUUGAAGAGUCCGUAGUGCCAGUGCUGGGUAAAGAUACGUGUAUUGCUCAACGACUGAUAGCGCGAGUGGAUACCGUUCAAGUGUUAGACGAAACAGUGUUCAAUGGACUUGGGUGUCUAAAGGAUUACGUGUACGAUAUAGAUCUGAUCCCGAAUGCUCAGUGGGAGACGAGACCGGCGCGUCAUGUCCCACAUAGCAUCAGAGCAGCAGUAAAGAAAGAGCUGGAUUCCAUGGAACGUCUCGGUGUUAUAGAAAAGAUUCACACAGCAACUCCGGUGGUCAACGCAAUGGUCCUGGUUAAACGAAACGACAAGCUUCGCAUAUGCAUCGACCCAUCACAGGAAAUAUACGAAUACUUUACGGCUCGCAUCAUCGAUGAACGUCAUCAGAUAUCGCCUACCACCGAGCGAAGGAACUUCGAUGGGCCCCACCAAGUCUGAAUGAACUAACUCAAGUAGCUCUUUGGCUCGCGACUUCUUCUUCUUCUUCUUCUUAUUGGCAUUAC
Molecule: messenger RNA, 1882 nt
Organism: Armigeres subalbatus
Lineage: Eukaryota; Metazoa; Arthropoda; Insecta; Diptera; Culicidae
Exons: 2
Coding region: 366-1817 (483 amino acids)
Source: RefSeq, a predicted model, not a curated record